AUGGCCCUGAAGCGGGUAGCUACUACCCAUCUCCCCACUCAAGCUGGUCGUCCGAAGGUGGUGGUUGUGGUCGGCGGCAGCAUAGCAGGCCUGUCCUGCGCCCACGCCUUGCUUUCCGCAGGCUGGGAGGUCACGGUGGUCGAGAAAACCGGAAGCCCACCGUCGGGCAUCCCAAAUGGGGCGGGUUUAGGCCUCGACCGGGAGGCCCAGGAGCUCCUCUGCCGGUGGAUUUCGCCGGAGCUCGUAGACGAUGGGACGUUGCCACUCUCCAUCGACAUGGUGACACUCAAAACCCUCCAUAGCCUUUUCGAACUACGGCUUUGCUUCCUCCUCAGCUUGUCUUACUGAAUCGGCGAAUCCCCAGAACCGAGCGAUAGACAGUGAGAAGAAGAUCAGCUGGACGCUGGCUAGAGACGACGACUUUGGAUUCAGAGCCGCCCACUGGGCCGAUCUCUAUUCUCUGCUUCACGGAGCUCUCCCUCCUGGUAUCGUCCUCUGGGGCCAUCUGUUCCUCCGCUGCCAUUCUUCAGAAGAUGCAUCCACUGUCAGGAUUGAUGCCCGAGUUCUGAGCACAGGCGAGAUUGUGGAAAUAUCUGCGAAUCUUCUAGUGGCUGCGGACGGUUGUCUGUCAUCUGUUCGCCGGCAAUUCAUGCCUGAUUUUAAACUCAGGUUGGGCACCGACGGGUCAUUCUUCUUUGUUCUCAUAAAUCCUGGCUCAGGAUUCGAAAAUCCCAGGGAAAAUGGAGCUCUCAGAAAGCUGAAAAAAAUCUCCCCGGUAGAGCUGUGAUUUUCUGUGGCAAUAGGACCUGCAGUUCGCCUUGUCACCCCCUCAUUUUUCCACCACGAACAAUUCUGUGUCCUACUCUAGACCCAUUGACUUUUCGACUAAUUAUAGAUAUAAUUACUCCUCAACCAGAUUUUCCGUUGAUUCAUUCCAGACUCAUAGACUUUCCUCCGCUCUGGUUUGGAAUCAAAGAGUCCUCGUGUCCUCUUAAUAAUCUUUGAUUCUAUGUGUAGGAAAAUAAUGGGUCCCGUGAUAUCGAAAUCCUGAUCUUAAAGUAAUACUUGUUCGAUCAGAAUGAUGGACUCUGGUUCUAUCUCAUCUCUUCAACAAGUUUAGCAGUGCAGUCGAUUAAAUUCUAUCACGAGUACUGUUUUACCAACUCCAGCUCCCCCAAAUAGCCCGAUUUUUCCUCCACGGCGAUAAGGGGCUGAAAGAUCCGCCACUUUGAUCCCUGUUUCAAAGAUUUCUGCUAGCUUCGGCUGAAUGAUUUUGCUUCAUAAUGCAGGUACUCGGGGUACACUGCAUGGAGAGGAGUCCUAGACUUUUCAGGGAAAGAAGACUCCGAGACGAUCACUGGACUUCGCCGGGCUUAUCAAGAACUUGGGCAUUGCCUGUACUUCGAUCUGGCCAACAAAACUCACUGCGUGCUUUACGAGCUCAAGAACAAGAAGAUCAAUUGGAUUUGGUACAACAACCAGCCCGAACCGAAACUAAAGGUAAAUAUGCCAUUUAAUACAUUAAAAAAAACAAAUUUCAGAACUUUUUCUUCAUAGAUGGCAUCACAGUAGAAAUCCGCUUCCGUCGAUAAUACCCGUAGGGUUCUAUUGAUCAUUCUUAUCAAUUAUAGCGGAGAGAUUAGCACCUCGACUCUGAUGUUCUCGACGAUAUGAUAAUUUAACUCCCUCUUCUGGCCGAGAAUUUCUCGCGACCUGUAAGGUCAUCCGAGGUGAACUCUCUUGGCAGGGGAAUUCGGUGACCAUGAAGAUUUCGGACGACAUAGUAGAGAAAAUGCACAACGAUGCGGAGGUAAUCUGGCUCCCUGAACUGGCAAAGAUCAUGAAGGAGACCAAGGAGCCAUUCAUCAACGUGAUAUACGACAGCGAUCCCUUACCUCGGCUGUGCUGGGGCAACGUGGUGCUGGUGGGGGACGCAGCUCACCCCACGUCCCCCCACGGCUUGAGGAGCACGAACAUGUCGAUCUCGGACGCCGGAGCACUCGGCUGCUGCCUGGAGACCUGGGGACCGGAGAACUUGACCUCCGCUUUGGAGCAGUACCAGUCGAUCCGGCUUCCAGUCGUCUCGAAGCAGGUGUUAAACGCGCGGCGCAUGGGACGGAUUAAGCAGGGGCUGCCUCUCCCCGACGGCAGAUGCUUUAUCCAACAGCCGCCGCCCCAGAGCACUGCAGAGAGCUUCGGCAGAGGCAUUGAUGCAGCAUGA
Molecule: messenger RNA, 2221 nt
Organism: Spirodela intermedia
Lineage: Eukaryota; Viridiplantae; Streptophyta; Magnoliopsida; Alismatales; Araceae
Source: the annotation of a GenBank genome assembly